AUGGGUUACGCAAUUCUGCCAGCGCUGAUUCCCGACAUCGAGAAAGUGUAUGACUCCUAUUUCAAAGCCUUCACUGGUGACGAGAUGGGAGAGAUCAUGGUCAAAGUUCUGUUUCCCAACGGCAUAGACUCUGAAGAGUUCCGCAAGGCGCACACGGCUGGCACUUUGGCUUGGUGGCAUCAUAGCAACUGCCAAUACACCUACAAGUGUGUCGAUACGGAGACUGGUGAGAUAGUCGGCAUGGCCUUGGGAGACAUCUACCUAAAGGAGCGGACUGAAGAGGAGCGCAAGAAUCAUGGUGUUGGCUGGCUUGAAGGCAAGGAUAGAGAGCGUGCCGAGGCUGUUCUCAACCCCCUGCAUGAGGCUAGAGAGAAGCUGUUUGGCGGGCGCCGCUACAUCUACUCCCACGUUAUUGCCGUCGACCCCAAGCAUCAGGGGAGGAAGGCAGGCGCGCUCUGGUGUAAGUGGGGAGCGGAACUCAGCGACAGCCUGGGUCUCCCUCUGUACUUCGAGUCAUCUCCUUCCACAUACAAGCUGUACGAGAAGAUGGGCUACGAGACUCUGGAUGAGAAGAUUGUUCACAGCGCGGAACUAAUGGGACAGGCGGAAGACACAAUUGUGCCCCUCAUGGUCAAGAUGCCUGCAUGUGCAGGGGGUAUGACUUUCAAAGAGUGGCGUGCUGCCGGAUAUCCCUCUUUCAGCGAGGUCGAGAGACUUCCGGCCGCUCCCGUAGUCGAUACAAUUGGUGCCGACAAUAAGGCCAGCAAUGGUGCCAUGGCUGUGGAGGUCCAGGUCCAGGAGGUACAUGUCUAA
Messenger RNA from Colletotrichum orchidophilum, 813 nucleotides. RefSeq names its product acetyltransferase. The record is from RefSeq and is a predicted model, not a curated record. Bases 1 to 813 code for a protein of 270 amino acids. Lineage: Eukaryota; Fungi; Ascomycota; Sordariomycetes; Glomerellales; Glomerellaceae. The transcript has 2 exons.